Molecule: messenger RNA, 984 nt
Organism: Dromiciops gliroides (monito del monte)
Lineage: Eukaryota; Metazoa; Chordata; Mammalia; Microbiotheria; Microbiotheriidae
Product: eukaryotic translation initiation factor 2 subunit 1-like
Cellular component (GO): eukaryotic 48S preinitiation complex; eukaryotic translation initiation factor 2 complex; multi-eIF complex
Molecular function (GO): translation initiation factor activity; ribosome binding; RNA binding
Source: RefSeq, a predicted model, not a curated record
AUGACAGAACUAAGAUUCUACCAGCACAAAUUCACUGAAAUGGAAGAUGUGGUUAUGGUGAAUGGAUGGCCCACUGCUGAAAUGGGAGCUUAUGUCAGUCUAUUGAAAUACAACAAUAUUGAGGGCAUGAGUCCUCAGGAGCUGUCUAGAAGACUUAUCUGCUCCAUUAGCAAACUCAUCCAAAUUGGCAGAAAUGUCUGUGUUGCAGGCAUUAGAAUGGACAAAGAAAAAGGAUUUAUCAAUUUGUCAAAAAGAAGAGUUUCUUCAGAAGAAGCAAUCAAAUAUGAAGACAAAUUCAACAAAUCCAAAACUGUUUACAGCAUCCUUCACAAUGUUGCUGAGGUGUUAGAAUACAGUAAGGAUGAGCAGCUGCAGAGCCCAUUCCAGAGAAUUGCAUGUGUCUUUGAUGAUGAGUAUAAGAGCCCAGGAUGUGUAAUCUAUGAUACAUUUAAACAUGAAGUCUCAGGUCCUUCAAUCCUGCAUGAACUGUAUUUGAAUGAAGAUGACAGGCCAGUGCUGGUAGAUAAUAUAAACUGGACACCAUACACUGUCAAAAUCCAAGCUGAUAUUGAAGUAACUUAUUGUGGUUUUGAGGGUAUUGAUGCUGUAAAAGAAGUUCAGAGAGUGGGUUUGAAUUGUUUCACAGGAAACAUACCCACUGAGAUUAACCUGAUAGCACCUGCUCGAUAUAUGAUGAUUACUACAAUCAAGGGAAUAGAAGACCAGUCUGCCCUCAAAGAGGCUAUGGCUGUCAUCAAAGAAAAGAUAGAGGAAACUAGGGGUGUCUUCAGGGUUCAAAUGGAGACCAGAGUUGUCAUGGACACAGAUGAAACUGAAUUUGCUGGACAACUGGAGAGGAUAGAGAGGGAAAAUGCCGAUGUGUAUGGUGAUGCUGCUGCUAAAGAAAUGGAAGCCAAAGCUGUAGAUCAACCUUUUGGGAAAAAGACUGACUGGAGAAACACAGACCAGCUCUUCCUGGCAUAG